Messenger RNA from Mycena indigotica, 3159 nucleotides. RefSeq lists its product as uncharacterized. Gene Ontology annotation, molecular function: metal ion binding. Bases 1 to 3159 code for a protein of 1052 amino acids. NCBI's taxonomy places the organism in Eukaryota, Fungi, Basidiomycota, Agaricomycetes, Agaricales, Mycenaceae. The transcript has 24 exons. The record is from RefSeq and is a predicted model, not a curated record.
AUGGCAUCGAUCGCACAAGAGAAGUUUGGCAACUUUGACCUCGUCAAAGACAUAAAACUCGAUUUUACCGAUGUUCGCGUCUCAAAGUGGAAGAGUCGAGUGACCGGGCUCAGCGUCGUCCACCUCGAUUACGAAGCUCCCCUGGUUAACGGUUACUUUGUUGUCGCCACCGAAAUCUUUGAUGAUAGUGGUCGUCCCCACACACUGGAACAUUUGGUGUUCAUGGGCUCAGAGAAGUAUCCCUACAAGGGAAUUCUUGACCAUCUGGCCAACCGAGGGUUCUCCAAUGGCACCAACGCUUGGACGGAUACUGAUCAUACUGCUUACACCGUUUCGACGGCGGGAGAGCAAGGACUGCUUCAAUUGCUACCAAUAUACGUGGACCACAUCCUCUACCCUACGUUGACCAAGGCAGGAUACGUAACAGAGGUCCAUCACAUUGAUCCCAAAGGACAAGACUCUGGUGUUGUCUACAGUGAAAUGCAAGGUCGAGAGAACACCUCCGGCGACCUGAUGGCUCUCCAAGCUCAACGGCUUUUGGAUCCACCGGGAAAUGCUUACCGCAGCGAAACGGGAGGGCUGAUGGAAGCUCUACGGGUUUUGAACGUGGAACAGAUUCGCCAAUAUCAUGGCACAUAUUACGUCCCACACAACCUGUCGCUCAUCGUGUCUGGCAAGUUGUCAAGCGGAACAUCCACCCUCUUGUCCGUUAUCCAGGAGCAGGUUGAGCCUAGUUUGAUCGCUCAUGGUCAAAACCUCGGUGCCCGUCCCCCAGGAUGGAAACGGCCAUUUGUAGAAACACCAAGUGCAAAUCGACCUCCGAUCCCCACAACCAUCAAGGACACAGUAGAAUUCCCCGAAAAGGAUGAGAGUGUCGGUGAACUUCUCAUACAUUUCUUGGGACCCCCACCAAAUGCAUUCCUCGAACAAAAGGCGUUGGAAAUUCUGGGCACAUAUCUGACAUCUUCCCCCGUUGCACCAUUAAACAAAGAGUAUAUCGAAAUUGACUCGCCUCUUUGCACCUACAUCUACUUUGGUGAAGACACUCGGUCAACAAAUAUAGUGCUACCCGUUUAUAUAAGCUCUAUCCCGACGGAACAUGUAGACGGCUUCGAAGACAGACUAAAAGCCAGCCUGCAACGGAUCGCAUCGGAGGGCAUUGACAUGGACCGAAUGGCCAUGGUCAUCAAUCGUGAUGAGAGACAGCUGCGAAGCAGGCUCGAAUCGGCCAAAGACGAUAUAUUUUCUGGAACGAUCAUCACCGAUUUUCUCUACGGAGCUGAGGAUGGAUCUGAACUAGGACCCGCUUUAGACGAAAUCCGUUACUACGGCACAUUACGGGAAUGGAAAAGCGAGGAAUGGACGAAAUUACUCGAAAAAUACUUUAUUACCCCAAAUUCCGUCGUUGUUCGAGGCAUACCCUCCGCCAGUCUAGCUGAUAAACUAGAAAAGGACGAGAAAGCGCGCAUCGCUGCGCAAGUCGAAAAACUGGGCGAUUCCGGCCUGAAGAAGGCUGCGAAGGAGCUUGCUGAUGCGAAAGCAGAACACGACAGACCAAUACCGCCCCAGAUGCUCUUGGACUUUGCGGUGCCGAACGUGAAGAGCAUCGCGUUCAUUCCCGUUCAAAGCACACAGGAGCCUGGAACCAGAAGAGCUCCGUCUACCAACCCGAUAGCAUCUCCGACUCUUUCCAAGCACAUACAAGCUGACGGCACACCACUACCGUUCUUCGUCCAGUACGAUCAUGUUGAGUCUGAUUUUGUCACCGUGCAAGGAUUUUUCUCGCUGGAGAAACUCCCGAACCGACUGCGACCUCUCGUAUCCACCUACCUCUCCGCUUUCUUCGCGCUACCAGUCGUAAGGCAAAACGGGGAGCGCCUGUCACACGAAGAUGUUGUUAACAGGCUCGACGAUGAGACUGUUUCAUACGAAGCUACAUUGGGACUUGGCACUGCUUUCGCGGAGAACUUCUAUGUCAGCAUCAAGGUCGAGACGGCGCACUACGAGAAAGCGAUCGCUUGGCUAAGAGACCUGCUCUAUGGCGCCGAGUUCGAUAAAGAGCGGCUACAGGUCACGAUUGCGAAAAUCCAGCAGUCGCUUCCGGAAAUGAAGCGUGAUGGAAGCACAGUGCUUGGGUCGCUGUGGGCAAAUGAGCUUUACGACGAAAACUCAACUUCCCGUGCCACUGCAACAUUACCGCAGCUCGAAUUUAUACCGAAACUUGCGAAGGAGCUCCAGGAGAACCCAGAACAGGUUAUCGCCGACUUGCUCGAAAUACGUCGAUGCGUUGUCGAUCCCGCGGGAAUUCGGUUCUCGGUCACCGGGAAUGUUCUAGCUUUGCAGAACCCUCGGUCUACCUGGGGCAAGUACUUCAGCAGCACACUUCCAGAAACACCCUUGGCCGCUGUGCCUCUUUCGUCUGCGACACUGAGUGCGCUCGGCAAGGAGCCCGUCACCAAGGCUGUUGUGAUGAGUCUACCCACGAUCGAGAGCUCGUAUGUGACCCACUCCACCAAAGCCAUCCGAGGCUUCAACCACCCCGAAUAUCCUGCCUUCCGCAUCGCGCUUGAGGUAUUGAAUGCGACGGAAAGUUACCUAUGGAGGUACAUCCGGGGCUCGGGACUAGCGUAUGGUGCUUAUGUCUCGUUGGAUGUGGAGUCUGGGCUGCUGAGCUUCUCACUGUAUCGGAGCUCAAAUAGCAUGGAUGGCUUCAAAGAGGCAGCAAAGGUGUUGAAGGGACUCGUAGAUGGUUCUAUCGCAUUGGAUGCGCUGACUCUAGACGCGGCCAAGAGCACUGUGGUUUACGGAGUUGCGAAGAAUGUCUCAACUGCAGGACGCGCGGCGGGCCAAUCGUUCAUCAACCAAGCUCUGCGUGGGGUUGGGCAGAACCACCAAGUUGAUUUGCUGGAGAAGUACCAGGACGUAACGACGGCGGACGUGUUGGCGAUUUUCCGCAAAUACUUCCUUGCGCUGUUCGACGCGAGCUCGUCUGUCGCGAUGGUUGUGACAUCACCGGGCAAGGUGGAAAGCAUUGUCGAGGGGCUGACGGAGACCGGGUUCACUGUUGAGAAACGGACGCUAGUAGUUGACCCGUCUGACAUGGAGGUCGACGAGAGUGGGAGCGAGAGCGAGAGCGAUUCAGAUGGUGAUUCGAGAUAG